AUGAGUAAGAAAUUUGAAUGUGUACGAGUAGUAAUUCGAUGUCGUCCCUUAAACGAAACUGAAAAAAAGGAUGGACGAGUUUGUAUAGUGAAUAUGGACACUAAGAAUGGGUAGGUGACGGUGAGAAACCCAAAGGUACCGGAUGAGGUGCCGAAGCAAUUUACGUUUGAUCAAAUAUUUGACACUUAAUCUUUGUAGGAAAAUGUGUAUAAAUCGACUGCUUCUCCUAUAGUUGAGAGUGUGUUGGAAGGAUAUAAUGGAACGAUAUUUGCUUAUGGUCAAACAGGGACAGGGAAGACACAUACAAUGGAAGGAAAAGAUGAUCCUCCAACAUUGAGGGGUAUUAUUCCUCGAACAUUUGAUCAUAUAUUUGAGAGGAUAGAGAAUAUGGCGAAGAAUAAAUAGUUUUUGGUGAAGGUUUCAUUUUUGGAAUUGUACAAUGAAGAAAUUCGAGAUUUGCUUUCAAAGAAUAUCAAAAACAAGUUGGAGAUACGUGAGAAUCCAGAUACUGGUGUUUACAUAAAGGAUCUGAGUAAAUUCAUGAUAGAGAGUCCUCAGGAGAUGAGAGAGAAAUUGUUACAUGGAAGAGAGAACAGGGCUGUGGGUGCUACAGCAAUGAAUUAGGAUUCUUCUCGUUCACAUUCUUUGUUCUAGAUAAUUGUAGAGACUAAUGAGAUGGUUUAAGGAUAGAGUCAUGUGACUGUGGGCAAAUUGAAUUUAGUAGAUCUUGCAGGCAGUGAGAGGUAGAGUAAGACUCAUGCGACUGGAGAAAGAUUGAAAGAAGCCAUCAAUAUUAACUAGUCUUUAACCACUUUGGGCAAUGUGAUCAGUGCAUUGGUGGAUAAUAAAUCAUAGCAUAUACCUUACAGAGAUUCAAAGUUAACAAGAUUGUUGUAAGAUUCUUUGGGAGGUAAUACAAAGACAGUUAUGAUUGCUAAUAUUGGUCCAGCUGAUUAUAAUUAUGAUGAAACUAUAUCUACUUUGAGAUAUGCUCAUAGAGCUAAAUAAAUAAAGAAUGAACCUAAGAUUAAUGAGGAUCCUAAGGAUGCUUAGAUUAGAUAAUUUUAAGAGGAAAUUAUGAAGUAAAAGACUUAUUCAUAAAUUUCAGAUUAAAAUAGCAAUUGGAAGCAUCAAUUGAAGGCGGAGAAGCUGUUAUGAAUCCAGGAUAGGAGGUGUUGGUAUAGAAGGUAGUGAAGGUUAAGAAUGUGGAUAAGAUCAAGGAGGCUGAGAAUAUAAUUGAGAGAGNAAUGACUACUCCCCUUAUAAAUCCCUUGUUUUUUAUAAAAUAAUAUAAUGAAUUGAUAAUUAUUAGUAAUUAAAUUGCAUCUUAUUUUAGCGAAUUUCUCUAUCAUAGACAUACUUUAUAAAUAAUUAAGAAUUUAAUGAGUAAGAAAUUUGAAUGUGUACGAGUAGUAAUUCGAUGUCGUCCCUUAAACGAAACUGAAAAAAAGGAUGGACGAGUUUGUAUAGUGAAUAUGGACACUAAGAAUGGGUAGGUGACGGUGAGAAACCCAAAGGUACCGGAUGAGGUGCCGAAGCAAUUUACGUUUGAUCAAAUAUUUGACACUUAAUCUUUGUAGGAAAAUGUGUAUAAAUCGACUGCUUCUCCUAUAGUUGAGAGUGUGUUGGAAGGAUAUAAUGGAACGAUAUUUGCUUAUGGUCAAACAGGGACAGGGAAGACACAUACAAUGGAAGGAAAAGAUGAUCCUCCAACAUUGAGGGGUAUUAUUCCUCGAACAUUUGAUCAUAUAUUUGAGAGGAUAGAGAAUAUGGCGAAGAAUAAAUAGUUUUUGGUGAAGGUUUCAUUUUUGGAAUUGUACAAUGAAGAAAUUCGAGAUUUGCUUUCAAAGAAUAUCAAAAACAAGUUGGAGAUACGUGAGAAUCCAGAUACUGGUGUUUACAUAAAGGAUCUGAGUAAAUUCAUGAUAGAGAGUCCUCAGGAGAUGAGAGAGAAAUUGUUACAUGGAAGAGAGAACAGGGCUGUGGGUGCUACAGCAAUGAAUUAGGAUUCUUCUCGUUCACAUUCUUUGUUCUAGAUAAUUGUAGAGACUAAUGAGAUGGUUUAAGGAUAGAGUCAUGUGACUGUGGGCAAAUUGAAUUUAGUAGAUCUUGCAGGCAGUGAGAGGUAGAGUAAGACUCAUGCGACUGGAGAAAGAUUGAAAGAAGCCAUCAAUAUUAACUAGUCUUUAACCACUUUGGGCAAUGUGAUCAGUGCAUUGGUGGAUAAUAAAUCAUAGCAUAUACCUUACAGAGAUUCAAAGUUAACAAGAUUGUUGUAAGAUUCUUUGGGAGGUAAUACAAAGACAGUUAUGAUUGCUAAUAUUGGUCCAGCUGAUUAUAAUUAUGAUGAAACUAUAUCUACUUUGAGAUAUGCUCAUAGAGCUAAAUAAAUAAAGAAUGAACCUAAGAUUAAUGAGGAUCCUAAGGAUGCUUAGAUUAGAUAAUUUUAAGAGGAAAUUAUGAAGUAAAAGACUUAUUCAUAAAUUUCAGAUUAAAAUAGCAAUUGGAAGCAUCAAUUGAAGGCGGAGAAGCUGUUAUGAAUCCAGGAUAGGAGGUGUUGGUAUAGAAGGUAGUGAAGGUUAAGAAUGUGGAUAAGAUCAAGGAGGCUGAGAAUAUAAUUGAGAGAGAGAAGGAAGAAUUGAAAAAGAAGAUAGAGGAGGAGAGAAGGAAGAUUGAUCAACAAAAGAAUUUGGGUGAAGAGGAGAAGAUGAAAUUAUUGAGGGUACAAUUAAAUUACAUUGUAAUUAGUAAUUACAAGAGAAAGAAGAAUAGGCUAAUAAUGCAAGAGAGACACAAUAGAAACUUAUUAAGACUAUUUAGAAGAUGGAAUAAAAGUUAGUUAACGGUCAUACUGAAGUAGAGGAAGCAAGGAGAAAAGAGAAAGAAUUGGAAGAGGCAAGGAAAUUGAUUGAAAAAGAGAAGGCUGAAGCUGCUAAGAGAGCUUUAGAAUUGUAAAAGAAGGAAGAAUUAAAUUUAGAAUUGCAAACAAAGUACAACUCAAUAAAGGAGGAAUUGGAAGAUAAGACAAGGAGAAUUAAGACACUUUAAUAAAAGACUCGUUAAUUGGAGUUCGAGAAUAAAGAGACUGAUGAAUUCAUGGCCAAAGAAAUAGAAGAUUUGCAGAUGAGAAAGAGAGAGAUUUUGUAGGAAGUUAAAUUGAAGUAGUUUAUUUUGGAUUAUUUCAUCCCUCCCAAGUUUUUGGAAACUAUGCAGAUGUUGGCCAUGUAUAAUGAAGCAGCUGAAGCAUGGACAAUCCAAGGUUUAGAUUAUUCUGGGAAACUGACUAAAACCUAAAUCUAAUAGGCUAUGUAGGAACAGUAGUAGUAAAUGAAUGUGACUGAUCAAAUUAAUAGCGAAGAGAAAUUGCAAGAGCUGCUUAGUCAUCCAAAUGUGUAUUUCGCUUAUACAGAGGAAGGAUUGAUAAGAGAGGAACAAUUGGCACCACAAGAGAAGAAGAAAGUACAGAAGAGAUUACAAUCUGCCAAGAAACCAUAAUCAGCCAAAAAGAGACCAUCAUCUAAACGUAUUGAAUCUGCCAAAAAGAGUGUCAAUUUACAAGAGCAGAACUAUCCUAAAGCUAAAGGACUUACAUCGAAAUGAAAUGAGGAGC
This is a messenger RNA of Paramecium octaurelia, 3610 nucleotides long. NCBI's taxonomy places the organism in Eukaryota, Ciliophora, Oligohymenophorea, Peniculida, Parameciidae. The record is from the annotation of a GenBank genome assembly.